This is a messenger RNA of Coffea eugenioides, 1960 nucleotides long. RefSeq names its product zinc finger BED domain-containing protein DAYSLEEPER-like. Gene Ontology annotation, molecular function: DNA binding. The record is from RefSeq and is a predicted model, not a curated record. Lineage: Eukaryota; Viridiplantae; Streptophyta; Magnoliopsida; Gentianales; Rubiaceae.
UAUAAAAUUACAUGGACAAUACAGCCCGAAAUAUUCACAUAGUUCACAUUUUUCAUAGCCGUUGCACAAUGCACCCCGAAAUAUGUUUAUAGGCACUUUGCACCUUUAGAAAACGACCGUUCACACAUUUCACCGUGAAACAAAGCACGUGGCUUGCACUUUCUCUCUGUUGAAUUUGCUGACAGAAUUGCCCUGACAUUGCCACUGAUGUUGAGAUGCCUGCUGCUGCUGCAAACAAUGAGAUUGUCCCAGUUGAGCCACAGCCCAACACUAUGGAAACACCACCAAGCAACCCAGAAACUCAACCUAAUGAGCGUAGAAAGAAGAAGUCUAUAGUUUGGGAACACUUCACCAUUGAAACAGUUGGUGCUGGUUGUCGAAAGGCAUGUUGUAAGCAAUGCAAGCAAUCAUUCGCAUACAGUACGGGCUCAAAAGUAGCAGGCACUAGUCAUCUUAAACGCCAUAUUGCUAAAGGAACCAGCCCAGUUGUCCUUCGUAAUCAGGAGAAAAAUCAGUCCAGCCCAUUUAGUGCACCUUCAAAGGUUGGUGGAUAUGGGGCAGGUACUGAUACUCCAAGACGUCGUUACAGAACUACUGCAGCACCUUACGUUUCAUUUGAUCCUGACCGCUGCCGCGAUGAGAUUUCUAGGAUGAUAAUCAUGCAUGAUUACCCCCUUAACAUUGUUGAGCAUCCUGGCUUUGUUGCUUUUGUUCAGAAUCUUCAGCCUCUAUUCGAUAUGGUGAGUUUCAACACUGUCCUAGGGGAUUGUGUUGCAACCUACCUCAGGGAAAAACAGUCCAUUCAAAAGGUGAUUGAAGCAAUGCCAGGACGUAUUUGCCUCACCCUGGAUAUGUGGUCUUCCUGCCGAGGACUAGGCUACGUCUUUCUAAGUGGGCAUUUUAUUGAUAGUGAGUGGAAAAUGCACAGGAAGCUUCUCGACGUCAUCAUGGAACCUUAUCCAGAUUCAGAUGCUGCUUUCAGCCAUGCAGUUGCUGCUUGAUCAGAUUGGAGCAUGGAGGGAAAGUUAUUCUCUGUCACCAUAAAUCAGUCCUUGAGUGAUGCUGCGGUUGAUAAUUUAAGAGCUCUACUCUCUGUUAAGAACCCUCUUGUUCUCAAUGGUCAGCUCUUGCUGGGCAAUUGUCUCGCUAGAAGUCUAAGUAGCAUUGCCCAAGAUGCAUUAACGUCUGUGUUCGGAACGGUUAAGAAGGUUAGAGACAGUGUGAAGUAUGUGAAAACUUCAGAAUCCCACGAGGAGAAGUUUCUUGAGCUCAAGCAGCAACUUCAAGUGCCUAGCACAAAAGUUCUAGCCAUUGACGACCUAACUAAAUGGAACACAACAUAUGAAAUGCUGUUGGCUGCAUCUGAACUGAAAGAAGUUUUCUCGUGUCUGGAUACUUCAGACAUUGAUUACAAGGAGGCACCGUCACUGGAAGACUGGAAGCAGGUGGAGACCCUGUGCAGGUACCUGAAACCCCUUUUUGAGACGGCUAACCUCCUGACAGCCCCAACCGUCCUGACUACAAACACAUUCUUCCACGAAGCUUGGAAGGUUCAGUUGGAGCUUAGACGCGCAGCAGGAAGCGAGGAUCCCUUCAUUAGCAGCCUCACCAAAUCCAUGCAAGAGAAAUUUGAUAAGUAUUGGAAGAUUUGCUGUUUUAUUUUAGCAAUUGCUGUGGUCAUGGAUCCCAGGUUCAAGAUGAAGCUUGUGGAAUUCAGUUUCUCCAAGAUCUACAAUGAGGAGGCUGCCACUUACGUCAAGAUCUCUUUGCCUUGUACUUUCCGCCGGACAUAAUGGGUUUGAUUGGGACGAAGUUAUUAUUUGAGGAUAAAGUUGUCAUUUAUGUCGUAAAAUAAACGGUGUGUAAAGAUCCGUUACUUUUCAGUAGAGCUUGGGUGUAAAGUGUCUAUAAAUAUAUUUCGGAGUGUAUUGUGCAACGGCUACGAAAGCUCAUGGGGUUU